Thamnophis sirtalis is the source of this 435-nucleotide messenger RNA. The record is from RefSeq and is a predicted model, not a curated record. Lineage: Eukaryota; Metazoa; Chordata; Lepidosauria; Squamata; Natricidae.
UCCCAGCUCGUGCUUGUUUUUCCCACACCCCGUGAGGGACGGGCGAGCAAGAUGGCGGCUUCAGUGAGGCAGGAGCUGACCCAGCUCAUGAGCUCCAGCGGCUCCCACAAGGACCUGGCGGGGAAGUAUCGACAGAUACUGGAGAAAGCAAUUCAGCUGUCAGGAGUGGAACAACUAGAAGCAUUAAAAGCUUUUGUAGAAGCAAUGGUAAACGAAAAUGUCAGUUUAGUAAUUUCACGCCAGUUGUUGACUGACUUUUGCACGCAUCUUCCAAACCUUCCCGAUAGUACAGCCAAAGAGAUCUACCACUUCACCUUAGAAAAGAUCCAACCUCGUGUAAUUUCAUUUGAGGAACAGAGAAUCUCAGUUGAGUUUAUAUUGAUUGUUUGCUCGUGGAUUAUCGAGGUUGAAGAGGAAGAAGUCGUUGACACGUAG